CGUGAGUAGCCGGGCAGCAGGCAGAUCUCUCGUAAGCACGAGGUUUGCAUCCGCGAGCCCGGUCAUCGAUCGGCCUCUCAGUAAUUUCAGGCUUGCUCGAAUGCAAGACCGACGCUGAUACGCUGAUGCUGUUGCAACAAGAGGUGUGCAAGCCAGCCUUACGCACGCCUUCUAGCACCACGAGAGACCCAGAAUAUAGCAAGAUGGGUCCUCCUGUCAGACAGAGAUAUAAUGCGAAAGCGCGACAAUCUACGAUCGGGGGAUUAGCACACAAGAAGCGUCGACGCAGUACGGUCAAUAACGAGGAUGUUCCCGUUGGUACCCUUGCGAGCGAGGCUCCGGCCGAGCUGGAUAUGAUCUCGCCCGGGCAAAAGGAGACGGAGAGACAGUCUAGACUUGAAGCUAUGCGACGUGAGAUCACGGACCAAGGCGAGCAACUCAGCUCGAAGAAGCGGAAACGGCUAGACGCAUUCAUAAACAAGAAACUCAAGCAAGAAUCUCGUUUGGAGUCUCUGGAAACUAUUGCGAACUCUUACAAGCUCGCCGGAUCGUCAGGCGGAGCUGGACCGUCAUCUGCGACCAUCGCUUCGAUAGCCUCGAGGUUGAAAUCGACGUCUACUCUAGGUCAAUUUCCCUCCAACCCUCUUAGUGCCCAGCAGAGAGUCGACAAGCGCGAAGACUUGGAUGUCAGGAGAGCAAUGCACAAGACUGCUCAGCGGAAUGGAAUCACCUACGACGAUGAUGUUUCGGAUGCAGACGACGAUGAGCAUACAUCAGCUCACGGAGCCGGUGAAGGCCUUGGGCAUAGACAAGCUAAACGCCUCAAGAAAGCCGAGAAGAAUGGGAUAAUCGUGGAUGUCGACCAGCAGGACGAAGUUGGCUCAUCGUCCGAUCCAGUGAAAGGCAAGGUACAUAUCACGAACAAGGCCAAGAUGAGGAGAGUGAAAAAGGACAAAUGGGGAAAUCCGAUCAUCGUUACAAACCAUACCGAGUCAGAACUGGAUGACAGCACCGAUUCAGACGGCGAACAAGGGAACCAAGCGACUAGUCCUGAAGACGCCGAUCUGGAGAAGCUGUUGGCGAUGGCAGUAGAGGAGGACUUGCCGGUCGGGACUGUGAAGCCUGAUUCGUCCAUCCCAUUGAGUUUAUCACUAGGUUCCGCUCUGAAGCGGGCUCCCGAUGGGUCUGUGAUAGGACCGAAAGUGGUGGUUCGAGCCGCGAAAGUGAAAACCACCCGAAUGUCUGGAGCAGAAAAGAGACUGCUGAGGAAAAGGCAAGCUAUGUUGGACGCUGCUGACGAAGACGAAACGGACAGCGACGAGGAUGAAGAUGAUGAAGAUGAGGAUGAAGACGAGGAUGUUGAGGACGAUGACAGCGAGGACGACGAAGACGUAAUCGUGCGUGCGGAGAGUCGUUCAGCAAACAGCGGUCCGUCAGACCUGAAUUCAGGAAGCGAAGCCGGCGUCGAGUCUGAUGAAGAAGGCGAUCUUGAGAUUGCCGAGGGCUCCGAUACCGGUUCCUCCGACUCGGAAGCCGACCCUACGAUGAACGAUCUUGCAAAGCAGAAAAGGCCCAAAUUCCGACAAUGGGCACUGCAACAAACCGGCGUCAACCUUGCUCCUGACUUGCUUGCUCUGAACAAGCCGUACGUGGAAGGACCAUCGUCCGGGCCUAGCAUGCCGAAAGUAGGACCUCUCGGGGAAGAGUACAGCGUACCAUCCACGUCUUUGCUAUCGAGGGAUGGCGGUACGCCAGAGUCCCAAACCAGGCAGAGGGUUCCCGGGGCUCGUCCUAUCCUGAAACGUCGGCCAUCAGUGGACGAGGCGCGACAACAACUGCCUGUCGUAGCCGAAGAGCAAGCGAUCAUGGAAUCAAUUUUGCUACAUCCCGUGGUCGUAAUCUGUGGGGAGACGGGAAGCGGAAAGACUACACAAAUACCACAGAUGCUUUAUGAAGCUGGUUUCGGAUUCCCAGGAUCGGACAAUCCCGGUAUGAUUGCUGUCACGCAACCCCGUCGAGUCGCUGCGGUCUCCUUGGCGGUCAGAGUUGCCUCUGAACUAAAUCAAGGGCCAAAAUCGAAUCUGGUUGCACAUCAAAUCCGAUAUUCAUCUACGACUUCGAAAGAUACGGCGAUCAAGUUCAUGACCGAUGGUGUGCUGCUGAGAGAGCUUUCCACCGAUUUUCUUCUGAGCCGAUAUUCGGUUGUAGUGGUUGAUGAGGCACAUGAGAGAGGAGUCAAUACCGAUGUGCUGGUAGGAGUCUUAAGCCGCGUCGCCAAGUUGCGAGAGAAGCUGUGGCGAGAGAAAAAGGACGACACCAAGCCACUACGCAUUGUUAUCAUGUCGGCGACGCUCAGAGUAUCAGAUUUCGCCGCAAAUACCACCUUGUUCGCCAAACGGCCUCCCGUCAUCGAGAUUUCUGCCCGGCAACAUCCCGUUACGGUCCACUUCAGUCGCAAGACAACAAACGAUUACGUGACUGAGGCCUACAAAAAGGUCUCCAAGAUCCAUGCGAGGCUCCCAGCCGGCGGUAUCUUAGUCUUUAUGACGGGUCAGGGCGAGAUCACCUCUCUCUGCCGAAAGCUCGAGCGUAAAUUCGGCAAACGGGCGAUUCAGGAACGUCAGAAAGCCAGGGACAAAUCUCAGCAGACCGGCUUAGCUAGAGACGAAGCAGCCCGAGCAUGGGAACUUGAGGAAGUUGACGCCGGUUCCACGACCGCAAAAUCGGCCUCUCUCGUAGAUGCUGCACUUGAGGUAGAGGACCUUGAUAUCGGAUACGACGACGAUCUUGCCGGCGAUGUAGACGAUGGUGAAGAGGAUACUUCUCAUGAUCCCGAAGCACUCGAUUCCGAGGAGGAGGAUGAUGAGGAUGCGAGGCUCGGAAUCGAUACUGAGGAGUCAGAAGUCCCCCUACAUGUGCUGCCGCUGUACUCUUUGCUCCCAAACGAACAACAACUGAAGGUAUUUGAGGCUCCGCCGGAAGGACACCGUCUGGUUAUCGUCGCAACGAAUGUAGCAGAGACUUCGUUGACGAUCCCGAACAUGAAAUAUGUCGUGGAUACUGGACGAGUAAAAGAGCGUCAAUACGAUCCGUCUUCUGGCGUGCAGACUUUCCGGGUCGCUUGGAUAUCCAAAGCGUCGGCGGCGCAGCGGGCGGGGCGAGCGGGUCGUACCGGACCAGGCCACUGCUACCGGCUUUUCUCCUCCGCAAUGUUCGAGAAUCACUUUCAAGACUUUUCGAUGCCUGAGAUCCUUCGGAUGCCGAUUGAGGGGAUCGUACUGCAAAUGAAGAGCAUGAACAUCGACGCCGUAGUCAACUUCCCGUUCCCGACACCGCCUGACCGCAUCUCGCUGAAAAAGGCAGAGUCUCUGCUCACGCACUUGGGCGCUCUGGAAGCCACGACCGCUACGACAAUGGUCAAGGGUAUUGAAAAGACCGGGACCGUUGGUGGCAAGAUUACGGCACUUGGGCGGUCCAUGUCGAAUUACCCGGUCACGCCGCGAUUCGCGAAGAUGUUGGUAAUCGGCCAUCAGCACGGUUGUAUGCCGUAUGUCAUCGCGGUGGUUGCGGCUUUGUCAGUGGGGGACCCCUUCUUGCGGGAGGAAAGCUUAGGUUUCCAGCCAGGCGAAGAUGAAGGAGAACAGCAAGAUCUCGAGAGCGAGAUACCCGAGAUUAGCCACAUCAAGAGCGGCGACAUUCGAGAAAGGGAAGAGCGCAAGGCGAAGCGUCGAGCCUUUUUCAAAGCGCAGCAGCGGUUCGCUACUCUAGGAAACGGAAGCAGUGAUCUGUUCAAACUCAUCGCCCUGAUCGGGGCUUACGACUUCGAGGGGAGUUCACCUACUUUCUGCCAGCGCAAUUUUGUUCGAGCCAAGGCGGUCAAGGAGAUUCAGCAGCUGAGGCAACAGAUCACCUCGAUCGCGACACAACAAACACCAUCUCUGACGAUGCCGGCCAAAAUCAAGCCACCUAGCGAUCUACAGAUGAAGGUUUUGCGACAAAUUCUCUGCGCCGGGUUCAUCGACCAAGUUGCAGUUCGGGCGGAUCUCGUAUCGAAAAACAAACCUGGCCAAAGAUACGAAAACACCCGUGGAGUCGUCUACAAAGCUGUUGGAGUAUCGGACGAGACCUUCAUUCACCCUAGUAGCGGCAUGUUUGGGGGUUCGCCACCAGAUUGGAUUGUCUUCAGCGAGGUGGUACGGACGAGUCGAGUGUGGUUGAGGACCGUCACGAAGAUCAAUCCAGCAUGGUUGCCCAACCUUGGAAAGUCUUUGUGCACUUUUUCGCGGCCAUUAGAGAUGCCAUCCAGCAGCCUUACCUCGAAGAGUUCCACAAUUAAGAAAGGGCAGGACGCAGACACGCGAGAGGCCUUCGUGACGCCGCAUUAUGGAGAUCUCGGCAUCGACCUACCUAUCGUCAAAGUAAUGCAGAAGAAAGAUAGAGGUCGGUGGAUUACGCAAAUAUAGAUGUCCUGCGAUGAAAAAGUACAAGGCGGUUUGAUAGACUGUUGCUGUGCGACUAGGGUCGAGCGAGUAUGUAGCCAUAGCAUGUAUUCAUGUAGCGAGUCAACGCCCAAUUGUUACCGUGUACGUAAAAAAGGUGCCGAUACCGGAUGCAGAUUAUUUCGGGCGGUG
Messenger RNA from Filobasidium floriforme, 4631 nucleotides. RefSeq names its product P-loop containing nucleoside triphosphate hydrolase protein. The coding region runs from base 126 to 4463 and encodes 1445 amino acids. Gene Ontology annotation, biological process: maturation of SSU-rRNA from tricistronic rRNA transcript (SSU-rRNA, 5.8S rRNA, LSU-rRNA). Gene Ontology annotation, molecular function: ATP binding; RNA binding. The transcript has 12 exons. Gene Ontology annotation, cellular component: nucleolus; intracellular anatomical structure. The record is from RefSeq and is a predicted model, not a curated record. Lineage: Eukaryota; Fungi; Basidiomycota; Tremellomycetes; Filobasidiales; Filobasidiaceae.